Molecule: messenger RNA, 924 nt
Organism: Rattus norvegicus (Norway rat)
Lineage: Eukaryota; Metazoa; Chordata; Mammalia; Rodentia; Muridae
Gene: Or1j10
Product: olfactory receptor family 1 subfamily J member 10
Exons: 1
Coding region: 1-924 (307 amino acids)
Biological process (GO): signal transduction; G protein-coupled receptor signaling pathway; detection of chemical stimulus involved in sensory perception of smell
Cellular component (GO): plasma membrane; membrane
Molecular function (GO): olfactory receptor activity; G protein-coupled receptor activity
Source: RefSeq, marked reviewed
AUGGAUAAUGAGAGUACUGUGUCUGAGUUCAUCCUCCUGGGGCUUCCCAUUCGAGCAGAGGAUCAAGGCCUGUACUCUGCGCUGAUCCUGGCCAUGUACCUGACCACAGUGCUAGGGAACCUGCUCAUCAUCCUGCUUAUCAGGCUGGACUCUCACCUCCACACCCCCAUGUACUUCUUCCUCAGCCACUUGGCCUUCACAGACAUCUCUUUCUCAUCAGUCACAGCUCCAAAGAUGCUUGUGAAUAUGCUGACACACAGUCAGUUCAUCUCAUAUACUGGAUGCAUUUCCCAGGUGUAUUUUUUCACAGUUUUUGGAACCAUCGAUAGCUUUCUUCUGACUUCCAUGGCCUAUGACAGGUAUGUGGCCAUCUGCCACCCCCUGCACUAUAUUACCAUCAUGAAUCAGAAUCUCUGUGUCUUUCUAGUUGUUGUGUCCUGGGCCUUAUCCUCUGCCAAUUCCCUUGUGCACACUCUUCUCUUGGCUCACCUAUCUCACUUUAGAAACAAUACUGUCCCCCAUUAUUUUUGUGACCUCUCUACCUUGCUAAAACUGUCUAGCUCAGACACCACCAUCAAUGAAUUGGUCAUCCUUGUUUUAGGCAAUGCAGUUAUUUCCCUGCCAUUCAUAUGCAUCCUGGUCUCUUAUGGCCGCAUUGGAGUCACCAUUCUGAAAGCACCCUCCAUCAAGGGAAUCUGCAAAGCCUUGUCCACGUGUGGCUCUCAUCUCUGUGUGGUUUCCUUGUACUACGGAGCCAUAAUUGGACUAUACUGUGUUCCCUCAUCUAAUAACACUAGUGAGAAAAAUGCCAUUGUGGCUAUGAUGUACACUGUGGUCACACCCAUGCUGAAUCCCUUUAUUUAUAGUCUGAGGAAUCGGGAUAUGAAGGGUGCGCUGAGAAAUAUCCUCAGCAGAAUGAAAUAA